GUGGAAGGAAAACAAUACCAGCUUGGUGCGGCUGCGCGUCUCAAUCUGCAAGUUUGUUUUCUUAAUCUCGAAGAAGAACAAAAAUUGUUUGAAAUGCGAUGAUUGGCAAGAACGGGCUCAAAUCAGCGUCUGGUUUGCGGAAAGGUCCGUCAAAUAUCGGGCGAAGAUGGGCAACAGCUGUUGUCGCCGUGUUUGGCAGCGCCGUAUUUCUUAGUGAGCGCGGCUUGCUGGGUGGAUUUCCGCCAAUGGCGACGAUCUCAAAGGCUCCCCAAAUUCCUCAUCAAAGCUCCAGCGUUGGCGAAUUCGAUUGGGAUGCGCUUAAGCCAACACGAGACAUGGCCUACGUGCCCUGUUUCGAGAGAUUUCAAUGCGCGAGACUCCUUCUCCCAAUGGACUGGACGGCCCUAGAAGAGCAAUGGCUAGAUCACGAAGUGGCCAUCGCGAUGAUAAAGCAGCCAGCCAACGUCUCGGUUCUUGACCCUCGAUACGGCGGCGAAGUCUAUCUUAACCCAGGCGGCCCUGGUGUUUCGGGAGUAAGCUUCCUCAGAGGCGCCUCAAAUGGCCAACUAGAAUCAACUAUCAAUGGAAACAAUACCGACGGGAGGGUCUUUGACCUUGUCUCCUUCGAUCCAAGAGGGGUCGGCCUUUCGACGCCGCGGAUCUCUUGCUUCGAUGAUCCAAUGUCUCGACAGCUCUGGCAUCAGCUCGGGACGGUCUACAGCGGUGUCGACACGUCGGAUCGGAUGUUCAACGAGCUUUGGGAAAGAGCUCUAUCGCUGGGUCAACUGUGCAAUCCCGGGAACUCGACAUCCAAGGCCUUGGCGAUGAGUACCGUCACCACCGCUCACGUUGCGCGCGAUUUGCUUGCCAUGGUGGAGAAGAGUGGUGAAGAGAGGGAAAGGAGGGCUCUGGUGGCGAUCGCAGAGCUUGGAAAGUCAUCGGUGAAAGACCUACCUCAUCGUCUUCGGUACAAACCCGGAGAAGAGAAUUUGCAAUAUUGGGGCUUCAGCUAUGGCGCGUUUCUCGGCGGGACAUUUGCAAGUCUCUACCCAGACCGCAUCGAACGAAUGAUUGUGGACGGGUGCGGAGACUGGGACGACAACGCAUCAGGCGAAUACAAGGGUUUCCUCCUUGACACGGACAGAGAGUGGCACGAGUUCUUCAACCUUUGCUACGCAGCCGGACCAGAAAAGUGCGCUCUCUACGACGAGAAAGGUCCGGAUGCAAUGCAUGGCUCGGUCCAGCACUUGCUAGACAAUCUGGAGACGGAUCCAAUUGUGAUCUGCGAAGACGGCAUGGCGUUCCCCGAGGUCUUUACGCGGAACCACCUCGUCCAGGGGAUCUUCGGCGCCCUGUACAAACCCUAUCGAUCACAAACUUGGAAGAAGCUCGCGGGAACACUGGCGUCUCUUGCCAACGGUACAGUCACCGCAGCGGUAUCAGACAUGCUCCCGUCUCGUAACUUGCGCUUACGUACCGAAGACUGCCACACUCCAGAAUGUGUAACGGAGUACACCGGCGAAGGAGCCUGGAGCGAGUUCAACUUUGGCGUCUACUGCCCCGACGGUCACGACUUUCGAAACAUUACAAAGCCCGAGAUGAUCGCGUCGAUCAAAAGCCUCGAGAAGCAGAGCCCCUUGUUUAGCACUUCAUUCGCCAUCUCAGCUAGGCUUCCUUGCGUGGGGUAUCCCAUCCGGCCCAAAUGGCGCUUCGGUGGCCCGUUCGGAGGCAGGACCAAGUUUCCGAUAUUGUUCAUCGGUAAUACGUUGGAUCCCGUUGCCCCUCUUGAAGGAACACGCCUCAAUGUUCCCAAGUUUGAAGGCGCUGCGUUGUUGCAGCAAGAUUCGGCGGGGCAUUGUUCGCUCAAUGCGCCUAGUCAGUGUACUGCGGGCUACGUCCGAAAAUAUUUGGUAUUGGGUGAGCUUCCAGACAAAGGUACUGUAUGUUCUGUUGAUUACUUGCCGUUUGAUGGCUAGAUAAAUG
Molecule: messenger RNA, 1983 nt
Organism: Colletotrichum godetiae
Lineage: Eukaryota; Fungi; Ascomycota; Sordariomycetes; Glomerellales; Glomerellaceae
Product: TAP-like protein-domain-containing protein
Exons: 3
Coding region: 99-1976 (625 amino acids)
Source: RefSeq, a predicted model, not a curated record